UAUGUUGACCGGACCAUUCCAAUUUUCAUUCUCCAUUUCUCCCAUUCAACAUUGCCACUCUCCGAUAUUCUCUUGUUCAAAAAAAACAAAAGAAAAACCUAAGAAUUUGCAGUUACUCGCCAUGAAAGCUUACCUAUAGAUCUGCUCUAACCCUAGGGAACAAAUUGAGUUCAAUCCAUGGCGGUGGUGACCGUACAGCCCAGCCACUGGUGGGAUACUGCUCUGGAGCUCACUAAACUGGCUCAGGAAAGGGGCACUGACCCCCUGGUGUACGCCAUGCAGCUCUCCUCCACUCUCAACGCCGCCGGCGUCGCCGUGCCUUCCACCGACGUCGCCGCGCUCCUCGUCUCCCACAUCUGCUGGGCCAAUAACGUUCCUAUCACUUGGAAGUUCCUCGAGAAAGCCUUGACUAUCAGGGUUGUGCCUCCGCUCUACGUUCUCGCUCUUCUCUUUUCCAGAGUAAUUCCGAACAGAAGGAGCUAUCCAGUGGCCUAUAGACUGUAUAUGGAGCUUCUGAAACGAUAUGUCUUUUCAUUGACAUCUAUGAUUAAUGGUCCAAAUCAUCAAAAGAUUAUGGCAUCCAUCAACGAGGCUCUUAAUCUUUCACAGAUUUUCGGGCUUCCAGAAUGUGAAGCUGGGUUGAUAAUGGUGGAAUUUGUUUUUGCAAUUGUGUGGGGUUUAGUUGAUGCAUCACUUGAUGAUGAGGGAUUGCUGGAGCUCACCACUGAAAAGGAAUCUAGGUGGCUAGUCAGGACACAAGACAUGGAAAUAGACAACCGGGAUACUUUUGACGCGAAGAAGGCAGAACAACAUGAGUUAUUGUUUAAAAAGAAUACCAUAAUGGCUACUGAAAUACUUGGUGAAUUUUUCCGGAACAAAGUGACUUCUAGGAUCCUUUACUUGGUGCGCGUGAACAUGCCUGCUCACUGGGAGUCCUUUAUCCAGCAUUUGCGGCUGCUUGCUUCAAACUCAACAGCAUUGAGAAAUUCAAAAACUAUUUCCCCAGAGGCUCUGUUGCAGCUAACAUCUGAUACAAAUGCAUUCCUGCCAAUUGAAUGCAAAACAAGCACACUGCACCGGUUUAAUGCGGUAGUGACUUCUUCUCUUGUAUCUUCUGCCAGCCAAUGUCAUGGUACCAGUCCAUCAGCUUACUGGCUGCCCAUUGACCUCUUUCUUGAAGACGCCAUGGAUGGGACACAAGUGGCAGCUACAAGCGCUGCAGAGACACUCACUGUUCUAGUGAAGGCUCUUCAGGCAGUUUACCGUACCACUUGGCAGGACACAUUUCUUGGAUUAUGGAUUGCAGCACUGCGGCUUGUCCAAAGAGAAAGGCAUUCAAGUGAAGGACCAGUACCCCGCCUUGAUACAUGUUUAUGCAUGUUAUUGUCAAUUACACCACUUGCAAUUGUUAACAUUAUUGAGGAGGAGGAAAAGGAACUUAACCUUGCCAAUCAAGGAAAAGAGUCUGUGGGAGAGCGUCGUCAAGACUUGGUUUCAAGCCUUAAACAGUUAGAUGAUUAUGAAGGUUUAUUGACUCCACCACUACAAGUGGCAUCAGUGGCAAAUCAAGCCGCUGCAAAAGCGAUGAUGUUUCUUUCUGGUCUAACGAUUCCGAGUGGGUACUUUGAUGGCAUGAGCAUGAAUGACAUGCCUAUGAAUUGCGCUGGAAACUUGAGACACCUGGUUGUUGAGGCUUGCAUUGCCAGAAAUAUUUUGGAUACAUCUGCUUAUUUCUGGCCUGGCUAUGUAAAAGGUCGAUGCAAUCAAAUACCUUGUGGCAUUUCAGGCCAAAUACCUGGCUGGUCUUCAUUGAUGAAAGGGUCUCCUAUAACUCCUUCAGUGAUAAGUGUGUUGGUUUCAACACCAGCCUCAAGUUUAGCAGAAAUAGAGAAAAUAUAUGAGAUUGCAGUCAGUGGUUCAGAUGAUGAGAAGAUUUCUGCUGCUACAGUUCUCUGUGGAUCAUCUCUUACUCGUGGUUGGAAUAUACAGGAACAUAUUGUUCUGUUCAUCACAAGACUGCUUUCACCUCCAGUACCUAAAGACUACACUGGAAGUGAAAGCCAUUUGAUAGGUUAUGCUCCAUAUCUGAAUGUUCUUCUUGUCGGAAUAUCAUCUGUCGAUUGUAUACAGAUUUUUUCCUUGCAUGGAUUGGUUCCACAACUUGCUGGUGCAUUAAUGCCAAUCUGUGAGAUCUUCGGUUCUUGUGCACCCAAUAUUUCAUGUACUCUUACAACCGGGGAGGAAAUAUCUUCCCAUGCUGUAUUUUCAAAUGCGUUUACUCUUCUGCUGAAGUUGUGGAGAUUCGAUCAGCCACCUAUUGAACAUGUAAUGGGAGAAUUGCGUCCUGUGGGAUCCAAUUUAACUCCUGAAUAUUUAUUAUUGGUGCGCAACUGUCAGUUGUCUGCGAAUGAAAAUACACAAAACCAAAUCAAGUGCAAGCGGUUUUCAAGACUUUUAGAGCCAUGGUUUAGAGAACCCAUAUUCAUGGACUCGUUUCCAAAGUUAAAAUGUUGGUACAGGCAAAAUCAGACGUGUAUUGCUUCAACACUUUCUGGUCUUGUACCUGGAACUCCUGUCCAUCAAGUUUUUGAAGCACUUCUGAAUUUCAUGUUCAGAAAAAUAAGUAGGGGUGCACAACCUACUACUUCUGGAAGUAGUAACUCAUCUGGGUCUGGAGAAGAUUUGUCUAUGCGUCUUAAAAUACCUGCAUGGGAUAUUUUAGAAGCCAUUCCAUUUGUGCUUGAUGCUGCCCUAACAGCGUGUGCCCAUGGACGGCUUUCACCACGUGAACUAGCUACAGGGCUUAAGGACCUUGCUGAUUUCUUUCCGGCUUCUUUGGCAACAAUUGUAAGUUACUUCUCAUCUGAAGUAACGAGAGGGCUUUGGAAGCCUGCCUCCAUGAAUGGAACUGAUUGGCCAAGUCCAGCUGCAAAUUUAGCCUUGGUUGAGCAACAGAUAAAGAAAAUCUUAGCUGCCACUGGCGUUAAUGUCCCUAGUCUUGCUGUUGGUGGAACCUCCCCAUCUACUUUACCUCUACCUCUGGCAGCACUUGUUAGUCUCACCAUUACUUAUAAACUUGAUAGAGCCACUGACCGCUUUCUAAACUUGGUUGGCCCUGCAUUGAGUAACCUGGCCACUGGGUGUCCCUGGCCAUGCAUGCCUGUCAUAGCCUCUCUCUGGGCUCAGAAGGUAAAACGGUGGAGUGACUUCCUUGUCUUCUCUGCAUCCCGUACUGUAUUCCACCACAACAGCGAUGCAGUAGUUCAACUCCUUCGGGUCUGCUUCAGAGCUACAUUGGGGCUAAAUACUUCUAUUACAGCAAGCAGUGGUGGCGUUGGUGCACUUCUUGGUCAUGGAUUUGGCUCUCAUUUUUCUGAUGGCAUUUCUCCUGUUGCUCCUGGUAUAAUGUACUUGCGUGUGCAUCGAGCUGUUAGGAAUGUCCUGUUUAUGGCGGAAGAAAUCGUUUCCCUUCUGAUGUGUUUUGUUAGAGACAUUGCAAACAGUGGGUUACCACCGGAAAACCUGGAGAAACUCAAGAAAACAAAAUAUGGUAUGAGAUACGGUCAGGUCUCGCUCGCUGCAGCCAUAACACGUGUCAAGCUAGCAGCUUCGCUGGGUGCUUCUUUAGUUUGGAUUACAGGUGGCUUGGGUUUAGUCCAAUCGCUGGUAAAGGAAACAUUGCCAUCUUGGUUCAUAUCAGUACACGCAUCUGAACCCCAAACUGGAGGCUCGGGGGGCAUGGUCGAAAUGCUGAGGGGCUAUGCCCUCGCAUUCUUUGCAGUGCUCUCCUUAACAUUUGCAAUGGGGGUGGACUCAACGGCAAUGGCUUCUAGGCGCGCCAAGGUGCUUGCCACGCACAUGGAGUUUCUUGCAAGCGCACUCGAAGGGAAGAUAACUCUAGGAUGCAACGGGGCAACAUGGAGAGCGUAUGUCUUGGGUUUCGUAAUCAUGAUGGUCAACUGCACACCAAACUGGAUGACCGAGGUGGAUGUAGGCGUCGUUAAGCAGCUGAGCAGGGGAUUGAAGCAGUGGAACGAGGAGGAGUUGGCUCUCGGACUUCUUGGAGUUAGCGGAGUCCGAGGAAUGGGUGCAGCUGCUGAAAUGAUCAUAGAAAGUGGAGUGUGAAUUUCGUAAGAUGAAUCAAGUUACAGAUAGAGGUUAAUCAACUAUGUCUUUUACCAUUUUAGGAAGUUCUUUUUGUUAAUUACAGGCUACUGACUUGAAUUGUUUUAGUAGCUUUUUACUGUUAUCAUGGACUGUUGACUAUUGUGUAUAUUCCAUCUCUGUAACCAACAGUUUCACCUUCUUGCAAUCUUGUCUCAAUCUUUAUUCCUUAUAUAAUCCCCCAAUUUCCUCUA
Molecule: messenger RNA, 4358 nt
Organism: Ipomoea triloba (trilobed morning glory)
Lineage: Eukaryota; Viridiplantae; Streptophyta; Magnoliopsida; Solanales; Convolvulaceae
Product: mediator of RNA polymerase II transcription subunit 33A-like
Exons: 12
Coding region: 178-4125 (1315 amino acids)
Biological process (GO): regulation of phenylpropanoid metabolic process
Cellular component (GO): mediator complex
Source: RefSeq, a predicted model, not a curated record